CGGGAGGGUGCAGCUCAGCCAGGAAAGGGGGUUCCCGGGGCCGGGGGAGUGGUGGGCUCCCGGCCCAGCCAGUGGGCGCGGGGCAAGGGGGCCGCGGCCAGAAGCUGGUCUUUGGAGGGUCUCACCCAGGCUGGAUCCCCAAGAGGCUAGGCACUGGGGGGCUCCUUUCCUGCUCACGGGAGGGUUGGUGCUGCUUGGGGACAGACAGCGAGGUCACCUGUGCCAAGCUCCCCGGUGCACAGUGGGUGCUUCUCAGGGGCUGGUCAAGAAGGCAGGCCCGGCCUUGGUCCAAAAGGGUUUCCCCGAACCCGGCCCGGAGGUGCCCGGGGCCGAUGGCGUCUCGGGGAGGUGGAGGGCGCUGCUUUCCUCACCGAAGUGGCGCAGCGGUGAGCAGCUCAACUCGGGGGGAGGGAGGGCCGAGGUGGCCGGCCCCCUGCCCACGGCCCUGAUGCCUCCAGGUCCAGAACUUUCUCUCUUGCUGGCCCCCUCAGGCCACGCCUGGCUCCACUGGCGCCACCUACAGGCCAUGACGUGGAGGGUCCCCUCGUGCCCCUGCAGACCCAGGGCGGGGCUUCUGGGGGCCGAGGGGCACCUGGCGGGGCUGGGAGGGACGAGGGGUUCUGCCUACCCCCGGCCCGCUCUGGGCAGAGAGAGGAAGGAGGUGGCGGAGCUGCUGACCCGCCAUCAACCCCGUGCUGCUGAUUCCUAGAAACCAAGGUAUCGCCACGACCACAGCUGUCUGGGGCACUCAUCCUCCCCAGCUGAGGUCCAGGGACACCCCAUGUUGUGAGACAGGAGGAGGAGGCCACCCCAGCGUGGGCGGUGAGUCUCGAAGGAUGACAGCAGGGGCCCCAGCGGUCUGAACGGGCCCAGACCGGACCCAGAUGGGUGGUCUCACCAGCGGCCCCUGCAGGCCCACGGGGGCACCCAGAGACCCUCCUGGACGGCGCAGCUCCACAUCCCCUUGUUUGCAGCCCUGCCCCGUCCUCGGGCUCUCAGUCUUGUUUAAGGACAGAUUCAUGUUUUGACAAAGCCUCCCUCAGAGGCCCGACGUGGCGCGAGUGAGGCCCAGCCCUCCCGCGCCCUCCACACAGCUCUGCUCUAAGUCACUCAUCUGUGCCGCUGAGGCGUCGAAAAUCAAAUUGCUCUUUCAAAAAUUUUGUUGUUGCAGGACAUUUCAAAUGAUGUUUCCUAAGACGAUGUUUCAAUAAGGAUGUUCAGAUUGGACCCAAUCUCUGAUUCCUCCAAGGAUGAUGGCCAAGCAUCCCGCUGUCUCGGGCCAGGGCUGGGUGCGGCGGGGGGCAGGAGCUGGCCUCGCCAUCCCCUUCCUGCCUGCCCUCCUUCCGGGCACCCACAGGCUCAGCUUCCCCGCCGUGUGCUGAUAAACACACACGCUGGGACGUAGCCCCACUCUGGGGCGGGCAGCUGCGGUCGAGGCCCCCGCCCAGCUGGAAACCACAGUGGGAGGGGAGGGCCGGGGAGUGCAGCGGGGAGGGCAAAGGAGGGGAGAGGAGAGGAGGGGAGAGGAGACCAGAGGAGACCGCCAUGGGGCCCUGGAGUCGAGUCAGGGUGGCCAAAUGCCAGAUGCUGGUCACCAGCUUCUUUCUCUUGCUGCUGGGCCUGGCUGUGGCCGCCAUGGCUGCCCUCACCUACUUCGAGGCCCACUUUGCCGUCAUCGGCCACGCGUCCUCAGGGAGGACCCCCUACGAGACCAUACGCCGCUGGGCCUUCUCUGCAGGGAUCAGCCUGGCCGGGCUCCUGACCCUGGCGGCCGUGCUGGGCACUGCAGCCACUGUGAGAGAGGCCCUGGGCCUUAUGGCAGGGGCCUUCCUGUGCUCUGCCCUGGUCUUCUGCGCCCUGGUGCAGGUGGCCUUCUGGAGGUUCCACAGCCCCACCCAGGUGGAGGAUGCCGUGCUGGACACCUACGACCUGGUGUAUGACCAGGCGGUGAAGGGCUCGGAUGGCAUCUGGCGGCAGGAGCUGGUGGCCAUCCAGGACACGUUUCUGUGCUGUGGCAAGGGCUCUCCCUACGGCCUCCCGGGGAGCUCAGAAGCUGACCUGUGUCGGGGAGAGGCGGCUGCAAGACAGGGGCCCCACCGCCUCCCCCAGGCGUCCGCCAUGCUGCUCAGCGCCUUCCUCUGGUUCGCCAUCCACUCGGGCUGCAACUUGGACCGCAGAGGCAAAUACACCCUCGGCCUGCGGGCCCGUGGCUGCCGGCCCCAGGAGCCCAGAUUCUCCGGACGCUACCAGCAGAGGCCUGCAGCUCACCACCCAUCUAAAGCGGAUGCUCUCAGGGACCACCUGGGUCCCAGCAGACAGUCGGGGGGCCCUCGGCUGCUUCAGGACACCCCCCUACCCGCCCACAGAGGCAGAGACGCCCCAGCCUCGUCCCGCCUGUGAGCCUCAGCAGGAGAGGAUGCGCUGUCUUCCUCCACAUCGUGGUGGGAGGGGGAGGGCAGGGACCCGGCCAGAUGUGAGGGACCAGGGAUCCCUCACAGACUCCAGGAACAGGCUGGGCAGGAAGCAGGGGGCAGGCUGAGCUGGGCUCUCCGCCUUGAGUCUCACAAGGUCAAACCCAGGGUGGGUCGGGCUGGAUGACCCUUCUCUGCGCAGCUGUGGCACCGAGGCCCCCCCUUUGCCGGCUGUCAGGGGGCCGCCCUGCUCCCCGAGACCGUCCCCCUCCUUCUCACGUGCCUCCAUCCUCAAGUCAGCGUGGCAAGCCGGCUGCUGCGAGACUUCCUCUGACACCCCUGUCCAGUGGCCGGAGAGCUCUCGCUGCUUUCAAAGGCUCCGGUGGCUGCAUGAAGGCCACCGGGUCACCUCCCUGUCAUAAGGAGAAAUCACAUUUUCUGUGAUGCUGUGUUCACAGAUCCCAGGGAUUUAGUCAGGGCACUGGGGUGGGGGACGCAUUUGAGAAAUUCUGCCACAGCCUCUCCCACCCGACCUCCAACCACCUGCCUGGUGAGUUCUCUCUUAACCAACUGUCCCAUGGUUUGCAUCCUCUGCUCAAAACCCAAAGUCCUGAGUGGAACACCCAAUGGCCCAGCCUAGGCCAAGGCCCCAGCACGGCUGACAGAGGAAGAGGGAACGUGGGGCCCUUUGACCUUCCAGAGCAGGAGCUCAGCCCUGCCCCGGCCAGCACCACACAAAGCCAGCCCCUUCACCCUAGAAGCAGCCUCCUGGGGCAGGCGGGGAAGGGGGACAGAGUGACAGACGCCCACUGCACCCCACCCCUUGUGUUUCCAGUCACACGCACUCCCCUCCCACACUUGCACUUCCAAAACCAAGGCGGCUCCCGCACAACAUCGAGCAGCAGCUGCCCCACAUCCGGAGUUUCACAGGCCUCGCCCCGGAGGGAGGAGCCCCAAGUCUCCUGGUUCUGCGCUGGGUGGCCAUCCGGCCCCGGGGGUGUGCGCCCCUCUCCUGGGCCCGUUCUCAACUUACUGAAUAAACUUUGCAGAAGCACCAGCUCUACACCCUGGGUGCAAGGGCUGCUCCUUCCCCGAAGGGCUGGCAGGCUCCCCGGCUCCACCCCUCCCCCGUUCCAAGUUCUCUCGCUGGUCUGAGUGCAUCUCCUGCUGGGUGAACCCAGCCCUCGCUUCAGGGGAAGGCCUUUGUCCAGUGGCCGCCCCCUGCCACCAACUUUUAUUACCAGGUGCGCAGAAAGAGGAGAGACCAAGGGGACGCUGCAGCGCACCCACACUGGGUAGCAGCGCCUUGUUUUCUCUUGAUAGGGUCACCUGGCCGUCACCACGGACAGCCCCUCUGUGGUCUCUUAGCUCAGGGGCGGAGGAGCCCCAGGUGAGCCAGGUGGGAGCCCCAGUUCCAACUCAAAGACACUGGUUUCUUUCAGUGCGUUCCUUUGCUGGUGACUAAAACCUCUACACCAGAAGAGUGGAGGCCACCAGGGCCCAGAGGCAGACUUUUGGGAUUGGCUCGUUCAUUCUAAUCACAAGAGGUGUCCCCCACCCCCGUGUCCUGCUCUGGGGAAAUGGUGCCGUGGACGAGCACGUCCUGCAGGACACAGCGCAGGGUCGCGGGGCUGUCCCGUGGCCAUGGCUCUAGAUGAUGCCCGAGGCCAGCCCGCCACCCACAGCGUCACUGCUUUGGAGGAGCAGGGUAAACGGCAGCCGUCGGGAAGCCCACAGGCAUCCCCGAUUGCCCGUUCCUUCGGCUGUAAAGUCAGUUCCUUGGCCAGAAACGAUGGUGCCUGGGGGACCCAGACGUAAAGAAGGCUUUAAGUAAGUAAACGGGGCACGUGCGGGCGCAGGCGGGGAGCAAAGCCCAACCCAGUGAGGGCCAAGUUCCGUGGGAACAGCCACCCCCCUCCCCCGUGAAGGGGGACCCUGGUGCUUGCUGUCCGGUCCACGUGGCGGGGCGCCCAGGCUGGACAGGACUUCUGGGGGCAGCUGGGAGGCUGGUUCCACGUGAGAUUAGCACCUGAAGGGGUGGGCUCAGGAGAGCAGAUGGCCCUCCCCCUAGUGGGUGGGCACCGUCCAGUCCACCCAGGGCCCGAGGGGAACGCAAGGCGGAGGGAGGGAGGACGUGCCCUUUCCUGCCCCACCCACCUCAUGCUCUCCUGUACCCAGACCAGGGUUAUACCAUCCACUCCCCGGGGGCUCAGGCCUCCAGACUCAGCCUGAGGGACAUCACCACACUGGCCUGCCUGGGGCUCUGCUUUGCAGAUGGCAGGUCAUUCCCAGCCUCCAUCACCAUGUGCACCAAUUCCUCAUAACACAUCUUCUAUAGAGAGAUGGGUAGGCAGAUAAACAGAUGAUAAUGGGUGGAUGGAUGGAUGGAUGGGCGGAUACAGAGACAGGUAUCUCCCUGGUUCUGUUUCUCUGGAGCAUUCUGGCCAAUACAGGGCUCAAAGUUAGUGAACCUGCUGGCAGGUGUCCUGUGAAGAUGCCAGGUUGCAGUGCAGAAUUGGACGCUGCUGCGACAAAUCGGGCAUCUGGCUAUAGGGGUGUCCAGGUGAAACUCGGUGGCUGGACCCAUGGGAGGCUUCCUUUAUGUCCUCUGUCAGCUUUGCACAAGGCCACUGGGCGGCAUGAGGGUGGCUGGGAAGAGACUGCCUGCCUGCCACGGGGGUGCAAGAACCUUACAAGGAUCCAGACACCCCACCUCACUGGGCAAUGGGGAGCUGCCAGGCCUGCCCAGCUACGGGACCCAGUGGACAAAUGACACUGACUUCAGGACGGGCAGUUCAGGUCACCCUCUCCCUGGGCCCAGAGGGGAGCCAAAUGCUGAGUCACAACAGGAGGUGAGGUCCUUGCAAGGAGUGUGACGGUGCCCCUCGCAGGACUGGCUCUGGCACUCUCCAUCGCAGCUUUGUAGCCACCACUGGGGCCGUGGGGUCUCUGGGUCGCAAGGACCGAGCCAUGUGGCCACUAGGGCACCUCUGCUGGCUCUGCACCUCGCACAAAGCCAGCCACCCAACACGCUACCUGGAUGCAGGUAGGGGCAGAAGGGCAGAUGCCCAAACUCUGGAAGCGCUGUGCACAGGUGACCAAGGCCCGGAGGGGACACACCUGUGUUCACUGGACCCAGAGAGGACUUCCGUUUUCACAGGAUUUACUUCUCACUCUGCGACGGUGAUUUUCACCCAAGUGACCUGCCACUUCCUCCUCCAAGUUCCAUCAGCACAUGUCUAGGGGGUGGGGUGGCAUCGGGUAGACGAGUG
Vicugna pacos (alpaca) is the source of this 5683-nucleotide messenger RNA. NCBI's taxonomy places the organism in Eukaryota, Metazoa, Chordata, Mammalia, Artiodactyla, Camelidae. The record is from RefSeq and is a predicted model, not a curated record.